Molecule: messenger RNA, 1599 nt
Organism: Salvia splendens (bonfire salvia)
Lineage: Eukaryota; Viridiplantae; Streptophyta; Magnoliopsida; Lamiales; Lamiaceae
Product: serine carboxypeptidase II-2
Exons: 10
Coding region: 76-1488 (470 amino acids)
Biological process (GO): proteolysis
Cellular component (GO): vacuole
Molecular function (GO): serine-type carboxypeptidase activity
Source: RefSeq, a predicted model, not a curated record
CACCCCAUUUCAUCUUUUUUUAUUGGGAGUUGGGACUCUAAAAAACACUUCAUUCCCCAAUCCAAUCGUCGAAAGAUGCCAUUUUGGAGAUGGGUUUUCAACGUUUUCGUCGUGACAUCAGUCGCAGAGCUCCACUCGAUCAGCUGCACCGCCAGUUUUUCGUCUGAUCAGCAGCAGUUGGACCGAGUGUUGAAGCUUCCCGGCCAGAAUUUCGACGUGAGCUUCGCGCACUACGCCGGCUACAUCACUGUCAACGAAGAAUCUGGGAGAGACCUCUUAUAUUGGUUCUUUGAGGCCGAGGAGGACCCUUCUUCCAAACCUAUUGUUCUCUGGCUCAAUGGAGGGCCUGGUUGUUCAUCAAUUGCCUAUGGGCUGGCUGAGGAAAUUGGACCAUUGCAUAUUGAGAAGGAUGGGAAAACCCUUUAUUUGAAUCGUUAUUCUUGGAACAAAGUUGCAAAUAUAUUGUUCGUGGACUCUCCUGUCGGAGUUGGUUUUUCGUAUUCAAACUCUUACUCUGAUUUACUGAGCAAUGGUGAUAAAAGAACCGCUGCUGAUAACCUUAAAUUUAUCGAGAAAUGGUUAGAACGAUUUCCACAAUUCAAAGGAACAGACUUGUAUCUCACAGGAGAGAGCUAUGCCGGGCAUUAUGUUCCUCAACUCGCUCAUGCCAUUGUCAAAUACAAUGAGAAAAAUGGAGAAGAAACUAUCAAUCUUAAGGGUUUCAUGGUUGGAAAUGCUCUAACAGACGACUUUCAUGACCAUUUCGGGGUGUUUCAAUUCAUGUGGUCCGUUGGCAUGAUCUCAGAUCAGACCUACAAGCAGUUGAACGCUAAGUGUGACUUUGAUUCAUUUGUUCACACCUCAGAGGAAUGCGUGGAAGUCCUCGUGAUCGCUGAUCAAGAAAUAGGGGACAUUGAUAUGUACAGCAUCUAUACUCCUCCCUGCACUGCCAAUUUCAGCAGAUUAAGCCAUAUUUGGAGAAGCAAGACUGUUUACAAGGUUGGUCUUCUCAGAAGAUCAUACGAUCCAUGCACAGAGAUGCAUUCGGUUCAAUAUUUCAAUCUCCCCGAGGUUCAAGAUGCUCUUCAUGUCCGUAGCAGAAACUCCCGUUGGGAGACUUGCAGUGGCUUGGUGAAUCAAAACUGGCAGGAUUCGCCUCAAUCGGUUCUGGAUGUCUACAGUGAGCUCUUGAAUUCUGGACUUCGUAUCUGGAUGUUCAGUGGUGACACGGAUGCUGUGAUUCCGGUGACUUCGACCCGAUACAACAUAAAUGCGAUGAAGCUUCAGACGGUUAGGCCUUGGCGCGCUUGGUACGAUGAUGGCCAGGUAGGCGGAUGGACAGAAGAAUACGAGGGGCUGACAUUCGUGACAGUGAGAGGAGCCGGCCAUGAAGUUCCCCUGCAUAAGCCGAAGCAAGCUCUGACGCUCAUCAAGUCAUUCCUAUCAGGGAAGUCCAUGCCAGAAAUGGAACUGUUGAGUGAUUCGUAGCCUCCCUUGUGAGAUGAUGAUGCAGAUGAUCUUGCUGUGUUUGAAACAUCAUUUCUGCAAUAAAUGGCUAAUAAUUCUAGUGCCAUUAAUCAAAGUUCUCUUUACAGUUUU